Molecule: messenger RNA, 754 nt
Organism: Macrosteles quadrilineatus (aster leafhopper)
Lineage: Eukaryota; Metazoa; Arthropoda; Insecta; Hemiptera; Cicadellidae
Gene: Vti1a
Product: vesicle transport through interaction with t-SNAREs homolog 1A
Exons: 5
Coding region: 87-752 (221 amino acids)
Biological process (GO): Golgi to vacuole transport; retrograde transport, endosome to Golgi; vesicle fusion with Golgi apparatus
Cellular component (GO): Golgi apparatus; endoplasmic reticulum membrane; SNARE complex
Molecular function (GO): SNAP receptor activity; SNARE binding
Source: RefSeq, a predicted model, not a curated record
UCUACUCUAAUGUUUUGAUUGAAAGAUAGAGGAGAGGUGUAAAUAAAACGUCAUUUUUUAAUAAUAGUACAGUGUAACUUGUAAUAAUGGCUUUGCUGAUUGAAAUGUAUGAGCAACAAUAUGGAGUAUUAACUGCGGAUAUUACUUCGAAAAUUGGAAAACUCCCCUCAACGUCAGGAAGUGAAAAAAGAAAUCUUGUAUCAGAGUUAGAUAAACAUCUGGAGGAAUGCAACGAGCUGCUGGAACAGAUGGACUUGGAGGUUCGAGAGAUGAAGGCUUCGGAACAGCCGAGACUGAGGACAAGGCUAGAAAGUUAUCGGGUGGAACUCGGUCGUCUACAACAAGAAUUCAAGAGAGCGCGCUCUGCUACACAUUCUGAUAAUUUCAGUGAUUCAGCAGACCACUAUGCGGAAGCUGUGAGUCUGAACGAAGAACAAAAACAGAGGUUGUUGGAUAACUCGGAGCGAUUAGAGAGAUCCGGAAACCAACUCAACACCGGAUACCAGAUCUUGCUGGAGACUGAGGAGAUCGGUUCACAAGUGAUGAGGGACCUACACCACCAACGGGAAACCAUUCAAAAGUCCCGAGCACGGCUGAGGGAGACUGAUGCAGAGCUCAACCGCAGUUCCCGUCUUGUCCAGGCGAUAAUCGCUCGCUCGCUUCAACACAGAUUUAUUCUUCUUCUCAUCGGUGUCGGAUUUUUUCUGGUGGUCGCUGUAGGAAUCUACAUUUCUGCUACCAGGGAGAGUUAAAA